This is a messenger RNA of Girardinichthys multiradiatus, 2284 nucleotides long. RefSeq names its product cholinergic receptor, nicotinic, alpha 10a (gene chrna10a). The transcript has 5 exons. Gene Ontology annotation, cellular component: neuron projection; synapse; postsynaptic membrane. Lineage: Eukaryota; Metazoa; Chordata; Actinopteri; Cyprinodontiformes; Goodeidae. Bases 43 to 1848 code for a protein of 601 amino acids. Gene Ontology annotation, biological process: signal transduction; regulation of membrane potential; monoatomic ion transmembrane transport. Gene Ontology annotation, molecular function: acetylcholine-gated monoatomic cation-selective channel activity; transmembrane signaling receptor activity. The record is from RefSeq and is a predicted model, not a curated record.
GACGUAGAUAUGGUAUAGCCCACGCCUCCGGAAAACCGCGUCAUGCGAUGGCAUGCGUGCAUGGGAUUUACACGUGCUGUUUUUAUCAGAACUCUGACAAUCCGCCUCCACGCUUCAACGCAAAUAUCCGGCUUAAGCAGAGAUUACACACUUUAUCACUGGAAUCAGCUCCAUUAUUAUUAUUAUUAUUAUUAUUAUUAUUAUUAUUAUUAUUAUUAUACGGAACAGCAAGGGUCCUUAAAUGCAGAUCAUUUGCUUCAGAAAAUGGCACAUUGGAGAGUUCCGACCAUACUUCAUUCAUUUCUUUUCUUCAGUACCAUGACAACAUGCGAGGGUGCAGAUGCUAAAUAUGCCCGAAAGCUCCUGACGGACUUAAUGACCAACUACACAUGUGCGUUGAGGCCUGUAGAGGACACAAACACCAUCCUGAACGUGACUCUGCAAGUUACACUCUCACAAAUCAUCGACAUGGAUGAGCGAAAUCAAAUUCUGACUGCGUAUUUGUGGAUAAGGCAAGUGUGGUUUGAUGCGCACCUUAGAUGGAAUAAAGAGGAAUAUAAUGGACUCGAUACCAUCCGUAUACCUGGUAGUUACGUAUGGAGACCUGAUAUAGUCCUAUAUAACAGCGCAGACAACCAUUUUACCGGCCCAAUGGAUACCAAUGUGUUGAUCCGACAUGACGGCCAGAUUAUGUGGGAUUCUCCUGCAAUCACCAAGAGCUCAUGCAAAGUGGAUGUGUCCUUUUUCCCCUUCGAUGGUCAACAGUGCAGGUUCACUUACGGCUCAUGGACCUACAACGGAAACCAGCUUGACAUCCUGAAUGCUAUGGAGAGCGCCGACCUGGCUGACCUGGUGGAAAACGUAGAGUGGGAAGUGCUCGGCAUGCCGGCUAAGAAGAAUAUUGUUCUGUAUGGAUGCUGUGCGGACCCAUACCCAGAUGUGACAUACACACUGAAGCUCAAGAGAAGAGCUUCCUUUUAUGUUUUUAAUCUCCUCAUACCAUGUGUAAUGAUUUCUUUUUUGGCUCCACUGGGCUUCUACCUGCCUGCUGAUUCUGGGGAAAAGGUUUCUUUGGGUGUCACUGUGUUGCUGGCACUCACUGUAUUCCAGCUGUUGGUUGCAGAAAUUAUGCCACCUUCUGAGAAUGUGCCACUCAUUGGAAAAUAUUACAUUGCAACAAUGACAAUGAUUACAGCCUCCACUACUCUGACCAUCUUCAUCAUGAACAUUCACCACUGUGGUCCAGAUGCCAAGCCUGUUCCCAGGUGGGCCAAAAAAGUCAUUUUGCAGUACUUGGCCAGAAUGUGCUUUGUCUAUGAAGUUGGAGAGAGCUGUAUGUCAGCAGAGCCAGAGGGACAGGAACCUCCACUUGUUAGGACUACCAACUGCACCAUGAAUGGGCAGGUGGGACCAGGAAGAGAGGACUGUGUCAUCAAAAGUGGUCAAGAGACAGUUGGAUCUGUCAUCACAGAGGAGAAAGAAGAUAUUGAUCAAGUCCUAAGUCCUUUAGGAUCAGUGGGGGGGAACCUUACAAACCAGUACAGCACGUGGAAGAACAGCAUUUUCCUGGACUGUGGGGAAUCAGGGGGUCCGCAGAGAUGCAGAAAGGGAGGGGUGAGUGAUGGACAGAUUAAAGAAGGAGAAAUUUCCUGCAACACUGGUGCCAACAAUGGGGUGCUGCUUCAUAACAUUGAGUAUAUCGCCAACUGUUACAGAGAUCAGAGGGCCAUGCAGAAACGAACUGGGGAGUGGAAGAAAGUAGCCAAAGUUUUAGAUCGCUUUUUCAUGUGGAUGUUUUUUAUAAUGGUGUUUUUCAUGAGCCUCCUGAUCAUGGGCAAAGCCAUCUAAUCAGCAAUACUUUUAUUUGUUUGUUAAACCCUAUGUUAAGCUAUAAAGUACAACUGGUUAAAUGAGAUAUUUAAGAAAGAUGUGUAACAUACUUAUUUUCACCACCCAAAAAGGCAAAUUUUGUUGACACAUCAAAAAAGACAUUUGUAUAUUAUAUUUUAUAUCUCUGGUAAGUUUUCUUCUUGUCCUUAAAUAAUCAAAUACUAUACUGAGAUUUAUUUUUAAAAGGUAUAUGUCAUGAUAUUCCUAAUUGUACAAGUAUUCACACACCUUGAACUUUUUCACAUUUUAAUCAUAUACCAACCACAAAGCUCAAUGUACAGAGGUUGGACAAUGAAACUGAAACACCUGGUUUUAGACCACAAUAAUUUAUUAGUAUGGUGUAGGGCCUCCUUUUGCGGCCAAUACAGCGUCAAUUUGUCUUGGGAAUGACAUA